Molecule: messenger RNA, 1848 nt
Organism: Erigeron canadensis
Lineage: Eukaryota; Viridiplantae; Streptophyta; Magnoliopsida; Asterales; Asteraceae
Product: ultraviolet-B receptor UVR8
Exons: 5
Coding region: 277-1719 (480 amino acids)
Source: RefSeq, a predicted model, not a curated record
AUUCGCCAUUAAUAAUUCCAUACAAACCUUAAUUUUCGCUUUCCAACAAAACCCAAUUUUUCAAAAACAUGUUUUCUGGGUACUAAUUUCGCAACAUUUCCUUUAUAUAUCAAAAUAUAUACAUAUACUAUUUAGAUUCAUUUUCUUGAUGUUUAUUUACAAAAAAUUACCAAUAAAGCUUACAAAUUUCUUACACCCCACAAACUAUAAUUCAUUUUCCCAUUUAUAUUUCAUCAAAUUCCGCUUAAAAAUCUAAUCUUUUUUUUUUCUUCUCAAAUGGGUAUGAUUGACGAUUUACCUGUUCAUUUGAUUCUUGAAAUCUUGAUAUCUGGUGGUGUUUUGGGUGGUGUGGAUCUUGUUUGUUUGGAGCUGAGUAAUAAGUUUUUUAGAGGCAAUGGUUUGACCUUUCAAAAGUCAAGGUCUUUGGUUGACUUUGCUGCUUUUCAACUCUGUGUGUCACAUCCUGUUUAUGUUGGUUUGAGUCAUAGAGCUCAAGAUGAGGUUUUGGUUAGAUGUGGUGGGAAUUGGAAGAGGCUUUUGAGGUUUUUGCAGUCAGUUGAUCAGUCUUCUGAUGUUGUUCAGACCACUUCUGGCAAUAUGCAAAUUAGGAGUGGAAGGUAUCACACAUUGCUGAUUAAAGAUUCAACGGUUUACUCAUGUGGUUCAAGUUUGUGUGGUGUUCUUGGUCAUGGUCCUGAAACAACACAAUGCGUAGCAUUUACACCGAUUAAGUUUCCGUGUCCUGCCCAAGUGACACACGUUUCUGCUUCUCAUAACCAUGCUGCAUUUGUCACGCUGUCUGGUGAUGUUUUCACAUGUGGUGACAAUUCGUCGUUCUGUUGUGGACAUAGUGAUACAAGCCGUCCAAUCUUCAAGCCUCGGCUUGUUGAAGCUUUAAAGGAAGUGCCUUGCAAGCAGGUUGCUACUGGGGUUAGCUUUACUAUGUUUCUAACAAAAGAAGGUCAAGCAUACACAUGUGGAAUUAACACACACGGUCAACUUGGCCAUGGUGACACUUUGGACAGGCCAACACCUAAACUUGUGGAAUCCCUGGUCACCGUUGGUCCUGUUGUACAUAUAACUGCUGGUCCAAGUUAUGCACUUGCUGUCACUAGUGAUGGAACCGUUUAUUCAUUUGGGUCGGGAACCAAUUUCUGUCUUGGCCAUGGUGAGCAGCACAGUGAGAGUACCCCUCGGCCACUGCAGUGGUUCAGGAGAAAAGGGAUCCAUGUGGUUCGUGUCUCUGCUGGCGAUGAACAUGUGGUUGCACUCGAUUCUAAUGGAUACGUUUACACAUGGGGAAAAGGCUACUGUGGUGCACUUGGCCAUGGUGAUGAGAUUGAUAAAACGACCCCUGAGCACCUUAUUACUCUGAAGAAUCACCUUGCCGUUCAGGUGUGUGCAAGCAAGAGGAAGACAUUUGUGUUGUUAGAAAACGGAAGUCUAUAUGGAUUUGGAUGGAUGGGGUUUGGGAGUUUGGGCUUUCCGGAUAGAGGUGUAUCUGACAAAGUGUUGAAGCCUAGCAAGCUUUAUAGUUUAAAGGAUCGUCAUAUUUCUCAAGUAAGCACAGGUUUGUAUCACUCAGUGGUACUCACAAACCAAGGUCGUAUAUUUGGAUUUGGGGACAAUGAACGGGCACAACUUGGGCAUGAUAAGCUGAGAGAUUGUCUCAAUCCGACUGAAAUCUUGUUUGAAGAAACAAAAGAUAUUGAUGCAUAGUGUAUGAAAAAUAGAUCAUUGGUUUUCUGUUUAUGUUAAUUUUACUGUAAUAAUUAAGAUAGUUUAUAUGUACCAAAUUUGAGCUAUUAUAAUUGUUAUAAAAGUGUCAAAAAAUGCAACUUUUUGUGA